AUAUUGAACGUAGUGUAAACGUAAAUAAAUACUGUGAAAAGAAAGCGAGCAUGGAAAUCUGAGAAACCCACCCAUUCGAAUCAGAGAGAGAGAGAGGAGAUGUCAUCGCACGGCAACGAUCCCCGUCAGCCAUCGGCGGCGAAGCCAUACGUGGCGCCGCAGGUGGCACCGCAAGACCUUCCGAUCGAUUACGCUGGUUUCAUCGCCGUCUUAUUCGGCGUCGCCGGCGUCAUGUUCAGGUACAAGUUGAGCUCCUGGAUGGCUCUCAUCUUCUGCGCGCAAUCCAUUGCCAACAUGAGGAAUGUCGAGAAUGAUCUCAAACAAGUUAUGAUGGCUAUGAUGUUUUCUAUGAUGGGAUUGAUUACAAACUACUUUGGACCUCCUAGACCCAACAAACAAAGCUGAGAUCUCAAGUUUCUGAAGUAAAAAUGACCAUUUUGUGGGGUCUUUUUGGAAAUUAACCAACAAACAUGAAAGGAAUUAUAUUCCUUGGGUGUUUUUCGUUACUUUAUGUAGCUUAGUUGGUUGUAUUAAAGAUACUUGCGAUUUGCUGGAUUCCUGUCUUUUUAGUCAGGAAUCCUUAAAGAUAUUAUUCAGGAAUCUUAGGAGAGCUACAUCA
Messenger RNA from Lotus japonicus, 619 nucleotides. Its product is annotated as protein Asterix. The record is from RefSeq and is a predicted model, not a curated record. The transcript is spliced from 3 exons. Bases 100 to 405 code for a protein of 101 amino acids. Gene Ontology annotation, molecular function: protein folding chaperone. NCBI's taxonomy places the organism in Eukaryota, Viridiplantae, Streptophyta, Magnoliopsida, Fabales, Fabaceae. Gene Ontology annotation, cellular component: endoplasmic reticulum membrane. Gene Ontology annotation, biological process: protein insertion into ER membrane.